Molecule: messenger RNA, 2443 nt
Organism: Sycon ciliatum
Lineage: Eukaryota; Metazoa; Porifera; Calcarea; Leucosolenida; Sycettidae
Product: probable tubulin polyglutamylase ttll-9
Exons: 8
Coding region: 116-1681 (521 amino acids)
Biological process (GO): protein polyglutamylation; microtubule cytoskeleton organization
Cellular component (GO): cilium
Molecular function (GO): metal ion binding; tubulin-glutamic acid ligase activity; ATP binding
Source: RefSeq, a predicted model, not a curated record
GCUCGCGCUCAUCAUCAGCUCAUCGCCCAGUGCUUUGUAAUUUUAUUCUCGCCGCAACCGCGAUGCUGCUAAGUGCGCGGUGUGCUCGUCCUCGGCCUCCGUGCUAUGUUUCGAGAUGCGUUUCUAUCAGAGAAUCCUUCUGUCGCUGUUUGUCUGCAUGCCAUGGCUGCUGCUCCUGACGUGCACUGAUUUUCAACGGCUAUGGUUGCCAUCGAGGAAUCAUCGGGCUUCUAGUACAAUCUCCUCACCAUUGCCAGUCCGAAAUGAAAACCUCACAAGAGCAGCGGCGUUGCGCGUCACGCGCCUGGAGAAGCGCCCACUGCUGGUGAGGUUUGGGUGGUACGUGGACGGCACGAGCCCUGUGCAUUUCGGGUAUGGUGGCACGUCAGCAAUGACAAUCUUCUCUCCGCAUGGUUUUGAAGAAACAACCGGCAAUCACUGGGAUCUUCUAUGGACGAUGGUUCCGCAAUGGGAGAACAUGGCGAAAACGGGCAACCAUCACUACAAGCCAAGGCCAUGGCAGGUCCACAACCACUGCCUGGGACUGAAGAACAACGAGGGAAUGGCUGGUACGAAGGAAUCACAGUGGAAGCAUGUCUGGCAGAUGCAGCUGCGGUAUGGCGAGGAGGAGUUUGGCUUUAUGCCGGAAACAUUGGUUCUACCAGAUGACGAAACAAAGAUCAAGGAGCGUCUUCGCUCAUCGCCGCAACCCUGGAUCUUGAAGCCGUCAAUUGGGAAGCAAGCACUUGGUGUGAAAAUCGUUACAAAUCGCAAGCAGCUGCCAAGUUUCCGACAGAAGGAGAAUGCUGGGAAGAGGUUUGUCCUGCAGCGCUACGUCACUGAUCCGCUUCUCGUACUUGGCCGGAAGUUUCACAUGCGCCUCUACUUGGUCUUAACAAGCCUGUCUCCUCUACGAGUACUGGCACACGAUGAGGGACUGGUGCUGUUUGCUGUGCACAAUUACUCCUUGGAUGCAGGCACGUUUGAAGACAUGAAAGUGCACCUGACCAAUUCGGCCGUUGCUGACCGAAACAAGGCGCAAGGCUCGCUGAAUGGGUGGCUCUUGAGCACACUGUGGAAGCAUUUGACGUUGGUGAUUGGCCACAGCGCAGUCCAGUCGAUGCAAAGAGAUAUUGACGAUGCAUUUGUCAAGCUGGCACUCAGCGCCCAGUUGGAGAAUGGCGGAUUUGAGCAGCGGCGCUCCGGCGGAUGUUUUGAUUUGCUCGGCGUUGACGUGCUGGUUGACAGCAAGCACAGAGUACAUGUGAUGGAGGUCAACGUUGGCCCAGAGGUUGUAUCCCAGGAUCCAAGUACACACGAGGCCAACGAGCUUGCUCACAAAGCCGUGCUUACAGAUCUUGUACCGCUGGCGGCCAUGACUGACUCUCCGGAGAAUGUAAAGAAAGGCUUUGAAGAAAAACUUCUUCAGUUCAUGGAUGAGCAUAAGCAAUCGCUUUGUGCCCCAAACGCCUUUGUCCUGGAGACCGCUAACUGCCUCACGACGCAGGAUGUGGAGGAUCUGUGGAGGCUGCACAGAGAGACUGUACUUCUAGGUCAUUUCCGCCGGCUAUAUCCAGCGCCAGGUACAUCGAGCAAGUAUACACAGUACUUCCAUGCUGGAUUGGAUCCACGCAACUACUGGGCAUUGAAAUGGGUCGACGACUACUACUCGGUGACUUGAGAAACUAUGAUCUUGAAUGAGUCAGUGGUUCUUUGAUCUCGGGACAAUUGGCUACAGUAUCUCAAUCGAGGCUACGGGUCGGGGACUCUGGCUAUCAGCCACACGUCUUCUCUGAAUCAAGUUGGCUUGCUGCUGCAAUGCUACCCGAAUGUCGACUGCUAAUGGCCCGCUAUGCAGGGAAGCAAACGGAGCUAAGGCACAAUCAGGCAGCCGUGCCGGAUCUGAGCCGGGAGUGAAGGCAGCAAUAAUACAGUACCCACACCGUGAUGUGGAACAUCCUAUGUGCCAACAUAUCUCCUUCAGCUGCAUCAUUACAUGAAGGGGUAGUGACUAUCGAGUUUUCCAACUGAACAGCUAUCUUCAGCUUCUCGUUGAUUCACUAUUCUUCCCCCUUUUUGUUUUCUAUCAUUUUUAAGCGAAUUCUUUAUCUGGUGCAGUCUGCCUCGUAACACAAUGUGUCCGCUCUGGCUGGAGAGACACAGACAAGUCAUGACGAGGACAGGCUGCUUCUGUUAACAUGUGAAGAGAUCAUCCGGUGCACUGCUACUUGUAUAUUAUUCUACUGACUACAGCAUGCCGGUACUUCGGACUACACAGUAGUUGCUCAACUAGUAUAGCACUACUCUGCCAUUUUGCUCUCAUUCCCAGCUGCUGGUUUCGUCAGUUUACUUGGCCUGACAUGAGCAUGUUCGGUAUCGACCUUGACACUUAGCUGAUCAGGCAAUUCCUUUGUAUGGAAACUUCCAUCAAAGUGUGUGUUUU